AUGGCGUCCAGCUCGAGCUCGUUGAGGAUACCGGUAAUGUGCACCGUGCUCCUGUUGCUGCUGUCCGCCGUCCGGUGCUGCGAGGCCGACGCCGACCUCGUGCAGGUGAAGACCGUCGGCGUCGGUCGAAGAAUGCUGAUCGACGGGGGCAAUGGCGCCGUCGUCUUCUCGCGGCCGGUAGACUCUGAUCACUUGUCAGCUGGGAGAGCGGCGAUGCCGUACUCUGAGUCGAAGAGGACCAGCCCCGGCGGCCCGGACCCUCAGCACCAUUAA
Molecule: messenger RNA, 273 nt
Organism: Lolium rigidum
Lineage: Eukaryota; Viridiplantae; Streptophyta; Magnoliopsida; Poales; Poaceae
Exons: 1
Coding region: 1-273 (90 amino acids)
Biological process (GO): cell-cell signaling involved in cell fate commitment
Molecular function (GO): receptor serine/threonine kinase binding
Source: RefSeq, a predicted model, not a curated record